UGAGAUACACACCGCUGCUCUCCAAUGGAGCUCUCCCUAAUCUGGGCGAUCGCCAGCAUCUUGGUGUACAGCGCUUGUAAAGUAUGCGAUCUUUGCAGCAUCACAGUGUGUCCUGCAAGCUAUAUCCUCCCUUUGUUAUUACUGGCUGCAAUGUGUCAGUGUUUCCAGCAGCUUUCCAAGGAAGGUCCCAGGAUCAGUGUGAAGUGAAACUUCUGACUAAAGACUCUACAGUGUCUGUACCAUUUGGAGGGCACUUCACGGUAAACUGCUCUUACACCUGUGACAAGCCUGUGCUGAAAACCAGAUUAUUAAAGAGCAAUGAAACAAAUGGGCCAAACUGGGUGUCCUAUCGAGUCCUAGUGGAUGACUGGGAGAAAUCGGGAGCAGCCUGCAUUCAUACAGACUAUGAUGGAGAAAUAAAGAUAUCCAAUAUCACAAUCAUGGCUUAUGCUCUGCCCAGUAAUGUGACAAUAGACCUGCAGAGGGAGCUAGAGGAGGGCACAGCGCACAGUAUCACCUGCACUGCUUAUGAUGUGGCUCCUGUCAGCUUUCUUACUAUAUCGGUGACCAGAGGAGGGGAUGAGAUCUACAGUAAGGCCAUCGAUGGAGAUCUCACAAAGGGUCCCACGACUGUCACAGAGAUAUAUAACUUCACCGCUAGUCGUAGUGACAAUCAGAAAGACUUCACCUGUCAGGCUACCUUACAACUCGGGACAGUCCCCAACACCACAGUGCAGUCACCCAGCAUCAAUGUGAGGAUCAUCAAAGGUAACUAAUGCAGAGGGCUGACCACUGUUUCUAGCUAAAGCAUAUAUGGUAACUAAUGCAGAGGGCUGACCACUGUUUCUAGCUAAAGCAUAUAUGGUAACUAAUGCAGAGGGCUGACCACUGUUUCUAGCUAAAGCAUAUAUGGUAACUAAUGCAGAGGGCUGACCACUGUUUCUAGCUAAAGCAUAUAUGGUAACUAAUGCAGAGGGCUGACCACUGUUUCUAGCUAAAGCAUAUAAGGUAACUAAUGCAGAGGGCUGACCACUGUUUCUAGCUAAAGCAUAUAUGGUAACUAAUGCAGAGGGCUGACCACUGUUUCUAGCUAAAGGAUAUAUUUGGUAAAUUGUUAAGUGGAUUAAUAUCUGUAGUCAGCAAAAACUGUGAUGGACUGGGUUUAGUGAUCUCACAUUUGGUAGUUGAUUUACACCUUUUGGAGGAGGGUUGCUGUGUGGGGGAGGGGGUUGUAAUCACAAGGUGCUUGUGUUUGGAGACUUACUUAACCAGUACAGCAUAGGACGCCAGGCCUAUUAGGACGCUGCAGUGGCUAGUGUAUGAAGUGGCUAGUUAUUAAGUGGCAGCUAAUAUCAAUAGCAGUGUUAUACCUGUGUUAACCCGAAGGAAAACAGAAGGCAAACAAACUAAUAUGAUAACAAACGACUGCAUUACAACCUAAAUACUCUGGAACUUUAUGUGGCCUCUCCUCACCUCAAACAUGAGAACACCAAGACCAGGCUUACCACCUCUCUGGCUGAGAACAUCAAGUCUGCCCCUGGGCCUAACCAUCAAGAUGAACAGGGAACUGUGGGGGAAGAGGACCAGGAUCAGCAGGGACAUCACCAUUGCGUCUGAGUAUGCCCCCCACAUUCUCCUUCCCACCCGUACUAAGAUCUGAUCAAAAUGUUAUCCCACUCCUACUUCUGCCACUAGUUACCUGCUAUUGUGUUUUUGUUUUGUUUUUUUGUUUUUCUUUCCUCUUCAUUGCUCGCUUCCACCCCACCAUGUGUUUUCCUGUAAUGUUUACCUCCACUGAUUGCACACCUUUCCAUUGUGCCCUACAUGCAGGGUACAUCAUACAACUACAUAAGCAUCAGUUUUCCAAUAUAUGAACUUGGCCUUGUAUGGCUCACCUCCCACAGUGUAACCUUCAAAGUGCGCCCAACAUGGCUGCCCCAUAUGGUACACUUGUGGAUGGGAUGAAAAAUACAUGGACCUUGUGGUUUUGUUGGAACCCUACUCUAAACUGUAGGACUCUGAAAUCACCCCCAUUUUGUGUCAUCUCUUCUAGGGGUAGACUAUUCCACCCUGGGUAAUCCUACGCGGAGCGCCCAAGAUGGCUGCUGCACUUGGUACCUAUGAGGGUGGAAUACACAACCCUUGGAAGUCAUUACCCAAAAUACCUGCACCAAUCCUGCGUUAUGCUUUCUGUGGGCUUAAGGUUUUUCUUUUAUGUCUGUGUUGCUUGUCUAUUGUUGUAUUACUCAAAUCCUCUGUAUCAUGUGUACUGUUUUUGAUGUCUGUAAAGCGCCUUGAGUCCUGUUGGAGAAAGAGCGCUAUAUAAAUAAAAUUAUUAUUAUUAUUA
Messenger RNA from Pseudophryne corroboree (corroboree frog), 2347 nucleotides. Its product is annotated as intercellular adhesion molecule 4-like. The transcript has 5 exons. NCBI's taxonomy places the organism in Eukaryota, Metazoa, Chordata, Amphibia, Anura, Myobatrachidae. Gene Ontology annotation, biological process: cell-cell adhesion. The record is from RefSeq and is a predicted model, not a curated record. Gene Ontology annotation, cellular component: plasma membrane. Bases 84 to 776 code for a protein of 230 amino acids. Gene Ontology annotation, molecular function: integrin binding.